AUGUGUGUCUUCGUGCGAGUGCCUGGCAGGCCGGCGGCACUACGGAGUGUGGUUUGGAAGCGCAGCGCUCUUCUGUGCCAGUGGUCACCGGUCGCCUGGUGGUCGCGUCCUCGCCUCGCGCUUGGUUGCCGUGGAACGCGUCGAAGUGCCGCGGAGAGCACACCAGCGACGCUCGGACGAGUUAUUUGCACAGCGCUUUCGUCCAGUCUACGAGUACGGGUCAACAAGGCGCUUCGAGAGCGCUUCUCUCGACGACAAGCGGAUGAGCUGGUGCGUUCUGGCCGGGUCACGAUUAACGGAAACCCGGCAACGCUCGGAGCGCGCGUCUCCGUGGACGACGUGAUCGCUGUCGACGGAGAGCUGGUUUCCCUGUCGCAGAGCGCGUUCAUUGCAGAAACUGACUUGGCUGCUAUUGAUUCGUGCUUUGUAUAUUUCAAGUACUGGAAACCGGUUGGUGUCGAGUGUACUACCGCCCCAGCCGUACCCGGCAACGUGCUAGAGGCGUCGGGGCUCGGUGCCUGGGCGGACCAGCACCAUCUUCGUUUGUUCAACGUCGGACGUCUAGAUAAAGACUCAACGGGCGUGUUGCUACUGACGAAUGAUGGACGCGUCGGGAACGCGCUUCUAGGAAGGAACAGUGGUUUUGUGAAAAGCUAUCUGGUCACGCUGGACAAACCGAUAGCUGACGAGGAUAUCGAGGCCAUUCAGCAAGGCUUUGUGGUCGAAACCGAAUACCGGCACGACAAGAAAGUGAAAACGAUUCGCUUGCCAACCUUACCGUGUGCAGUGCGACGGCGCCCGCAACUCAACGAGAUCGAAAUCGAUAUUCAUGAGGGCCGUAACCGUCAGAUUCGGCGAAUGCUCAUUUCACUUGGGUACCAAGUACGACGGCUGCAUCGAUUUGCCUUUUGCGGUAUUGAACUGGGGCCAGAGCUAGAUAAAGAGGGUUCCUGGGCGCCACUGAACGAACGUGAACUUGGAAUCAUUGCGGAGGCGCUGCGUAUGCAUGCGGAGCACAAAAGCAUGCCCAGUCACAAGCGGCCUACCCAGUUUCGCAUUCUCGAUACAAGAUCAUGA
Molecule: messenger RNA, 1077 nt
Organism: Cyanidioschyzon merolae strain 10D
Lineage: Eukaryota; Rhodophyta; Bangiophyceae; Cyanidiales; Cyanidiaceae
Product: 23S RNA pseudouridine 2633 synthase
Exons: 1
Coding region: 1-1077 (358 amino acids)
Biological process (GO): pseudouridine synthesis
Molecular function (GO): pseudouridine synthase activity; RNA binding
Source: RefSeq, a predicted model, not a curated record